This is a messenger RNA of Pectinophora gossypiella (pink bollworm), 1411 nucleotides long. RefSeq names its product 3-ketoacyl-CoA thiolase, mitochondrial-like. The record is from RefSeq and is a predicted model, not a curated record. Gene Ontology annotation, molecular function: acetyl-CoA C-acetyltransferase activity. The coding region runs from base 94 to 1296 and encodes 400 amino acids. Lineage: Eukaryota; Metazoa; Arthropoda; Insecta; Lepidoptera; Gelechiidae. Gene Ontology annotation, biological process: fatty acid beta-oxidation. The transcript has 8 exons.
UUACACCGGCAUGAUAACAUUAUCAUAAACACAACCAACCGGUUGCUGGGUUGACGUGCGCGUAGUUAUUUUGAAUAAUAAAGUGUUUGCAACAUGUCUGUCGCUAUAAAUAAAGGUGUUUUCAUAGUAGCGGCCAAGCGAACGCCUUUCGGCCGUAUGGGCGGCCUGUUGAAAGACGUCCACCCUUCCGACCUGGUGGCCACCGCCGCCAAGGACGCCUUCAAAGCCGGCAACGUCAGCCCGGCUUUAGUGGACUCUGUCAAUGUUGGCAUGGUCAAUGUGUUGAGCGGCACCUCAGACGGCGGGCUGUCUCCCCGACACGCGGCGCUCAAGUCAGGAGUGCCCCAGGAGAAGCCGGCGCUGGGGGUGAACAGACUGUGCGGCUCCGGGUUCCAGGCCAUUGUCAACAGUGCACAGGACAUCCUAACAGGAGCGGCGCAAGUAUCUCUGGCUGGAGGCACAGAAAACAUGUCAGCGGUCCCCUUCGUGGUCCGAAACACCCGCUUUGGUGUUCCUCUGGGAGCCAACAUCGAGUUCGAAGACAGUCUGAACAAGGGGUCGUUGGACACGUAUUGCAACUUCACCAUGCCGCAGACCGCUGAGAACCUGGCAGAGAAAUAUGACCUGAAGAGAGGAGAGGUUGAUGAAUUCGCGCUUCAGAGCCAGAGGAGGUGGAAGGCUGCAUUCGACAACGGCGUGUUCAACGCUGAAAUAAGCCCAGUGACAGUGAAAGUGAAGAAGCAGCAAGUUGUGGUAGACAGAGAUGAGCACCCGCGGCCGGAGACCACGGCCGACGCGCUCGCCAAGCUGCCCGUGCUGUUCCGAAAGAGCGGAGUCGUCACCGCUGGCAACUCCUCCGGAGUGAACGACGGCGCAGGCGCAUUGAUCCUGGCGAGCGAAGAGGCGGUGAAGCAGCAUGGCCUAACUCCGCUGGCGAGACUGCUCGGCUGGUCGUACGUCGGAGUGGACCCUAGUGUUAUGGGCAUUGGACCGGUGCCUGCCAUUCGGAAUCUGUUGAGGGCUACUGGCUUGAAAUUAAACGAUAUUGAUUUGAUUGAGAUCAAUGAAGCGUUCGCAGCUCAGACCCUGGCGUGCGUGAAGGAGCUGAACUUGGACCAGAGCAAGCUGAACGUGAACGGUGGAGCCAUCGCGAUGGGCCAUCCCGUCGGGGCCUCGGGCGCCAGGAUCACGGCGCAUCUUGCUCAUGAACUUAGACGCCGCGGACUGAAGAAGGGUAUUGGUUCAGCGUGCAUCGGGGGUGGACAGGGCAUCGCUCUCCUACUUGAAUCUGUCUGAUUCUUCUGCUUUGCCAACGACAUGUCAAACAGACUUUAUUAUUUAUUUACUUAUUUAAUAGUUUACUGAACACAGAACAAAAUAAAGAAAAAUAAAAAAUAUAUAAGAAUCCUGA